Messenger RNA from Habropoda laboriosa, 1657 nucleotides. Its product is annotated as dipeptidase 1-like. Gene Ontology annotation, biological process: proteolysis. The record is from RefSeq and is a predicted model, not a curated record. Lineage: Eukaryota; Metazoa; Arthropoda; Insecta; Hymenoptera; Apidae. Gene Ontology annotation, molecular function: metallodipeptidase activity. The coding region runs from base 374 to 1657 and encodes 427 amino acids. The transcript is spliced from 8 exons.
AUCGCGACCACGUUUCCCGUGUCUCCUACCGUAUACGCGAGUUAAACCCGUAAUAUCGUUCGAUCUGCAAAAAUACCUACCAGUUUUUCGUCGCAAUUAACGUCGAUAGUGACAAACUUCGAUUAGAAAUUUCGGUAGAAUUCGACGUAACGGAAAAAGUUUCGACGGACGACAGUGUGAAAGUGUAACGAAGUCUUGGACAGCACAACAAGGAGAAGGCUCGUCCCAAUUAGUGUGUCAAACGUUCUGCAAGACUUCCUCGAGGUGACGAAUCGUCGUUUUGGCAUGGCAAAUGGGUGACAGACACGCGACUGCUGUUGAUGGUGAUUGACGGUGUUUUUCGGCAUCGGGGGAACCAUGUGAGGCUACGACCAUGAGGUGUGGCGGUCAGAGCGGUGUCUGGACAGCAAGCGUGAUCAUACUGUCAAUCGGAAGCUGGGUUGGCAAAGUUGGCCCACGACCAGCCGAUGACGAGGUUGCACACCUGAUAUUGCCGAGGGAAAGGUUGGAGACCGUACGACAGGUUCUUUCCGAGGUGCCUUUGAUCGACGGCCACAAUGACCUGCCCUGGAACAUUAGAAACUUCGUCCACAACCAGCUGGCCAAGUUCGACUUCAACACGGAUCUACGACAGGUCGCGCCUUGGAGCAAAAGCGCCUGGAGCCAAACGGACUUGGUCAGGCUUCGCGAAGGCAUGGUUGGCGGUCAGUUUUGGGCUGCUUACGUGCCGUGCGAGUCGCAGCAUCUCAACGCGGUCCAGCUGACUCUGGAGCAGGUGGACCUCAUUAAGAGGCUCAUAGAGAAGUACUCGCAAAACAUGCAGUUCGCUGCUUCUUCAAGGGAGAUCCUGGAGGCCCACGGAAAUGGCAAGAUAGCUUCUCUGAUCGGCGUGGAGGGUGGACAUAGCCUAGGCAGUAGUUUAGCCGUUUUAAGGACACUCUAUCAGUUGGGUGUACGUUAUCUCACACUCACGCAUACUUGCAACACUCCGUGGGCGAAAAGUUCGUCGGUCGAAGACGAAGAUGAGGAUGGAGGCGGUCUGACAGCUUUCGGGAAGGCGGUAGUCCAGGAAAUGAAUAGGCUGGGAAUGCUGAUAGACCUUAGUCACACAGCGAGAGCCACCAUGAGGGACGCUUUAAGGGCCAGCAAAGCACCCCUCAUUUUUUCUCAUUCCUCAGCCUUCGCCAUUUGUAAUUCCUCGAGGAACGUUCCCGACGACAUUUUGAAGCAGCUGGCUGCUAACGAUGGACUGGUGAUGGUGACAUUUUAUAAUUACUUCGUGAAAUGUGGCUCUCAGGCGACCGUCUCGGACGUCGCUGAGCAUAUUUACUACAUUAAAAAACUAAUUGGCGUGGACCACAUCGGUGUCGGUGGUGACUUCGAUGGUAUCAACAAAACACCCCGAGGUCUGGAGGAUGUUUCGAAGUAUCCGGAAUUGUUCGCCGAACUUCUGCGAAGUGGAGAAUGGAACGUGCUCGACUUAAAGAAAGUCGCCGGUCUGAAUCUGCUGAGGGUCCUUCGAAAGGUGGAACGAGUAAGGGACGACAUGAGAACCGCAGGAGCGACACCAUCCGAAGAAUAUCUGCAGAAUUCCCCUGACACGACCGGCAACUGUGCACUCGAUAUCAACUCCGUACAGAGAGUCAUGGAAGUUUGA